CAGCUGAUUGAGCGGCCAGCUGAUCCACGUUGGUGACAACUUGGUGUUUCGACCCCGAAUGUCAUUGAAAGUUGACAGCUGAAGAAAUACUCGAUAAAUUGAGUGAAAAUGAGCAAAUUCUUUAAAAUGAUUAUCUUGGGGGCUCCCGGGUCAGGAAAGGGGACUAUAUCAUCCAGAAUCCUGCGAGAUUUCGGACUAAAACACCUUUCCAGUGGCGAUCUGUUGCGAUCCCAGGUUAUCAGUAAAACAGAGCUGGGUGUUAAAGCCAAAGCUUUCAUGACAGCUGGAAAAUUGGUGCCUGAUGAUGUAAUGGUCAAGCUAAUAUCUGAAGAGCUUGCAAAAAUUACAUCAUCAUCAUGGUUGCUAGAUGGGUUUCCACGAACAAGACCUCAAGCAGAAGCCUUGAAUAAACAUGAAAAGCUUGACCUGGUUCUGAGCCUUGAAGUGCCUAAUGAGGUUAUAAUUGACCGCCUCAAAUGUCGUUGGACUCACCUGCCUUCUGGACGGAUUUAUCACACAGAGUUCAACCCACCAAAGACUCCUGGAAAAGAUGAUGUGACUGGUGAAGACCUGGUGCAGCGAGAAGAUGACAAACCAGAAUCAAUAAGGCAGCGACUAGAUUUAUAUGAAAGCAGUACAAAGCCUCUGAAAGACUUCUACGAAGAAUUAGGAAUCUUACAGGUAUUUUGUGGGACAGAAUCUAAUGAAAUCUGGCCCAGGGUCCAUAAGUACCUUCAGAAUCAUCUGCCUGCACUAGGUGGACCUUUCUGAAUAAUUAACAGUACAAUUUCCCUAUGCGCCACAGUAUUCUAGUAAACAAGCAGUAGUAGGGUUGAUGACACUAAUAACUUUAGGACCUUAUUUUGGGGUUUUACUCAUGGUGCUCGAUGAGGCUUUAAAGUCUCUGAUAUCAUUAAACAAGGUGCUAUUGGGAAGAAUGUUGUUAUUAAUUGUAGUUUUAUCUAAGAUAAUCACAUAUCUUUGAACUUACGUAUUUUAAGUUACACGUGAAUGUGAUUUUAAAUUUACUUCUUGGUGGUAAUGUAGUAUUUUGCUGUAGUUGUUGCUUAUAAUGUUGAUACUAACUCUGAACCUACGAUAAUUGUUUUUUCUUGUGGAUUUUUACAUUUUUAUGUUGAAUAUUAUCAAGUACGUAUAGGGGUAAUUUGUCAUGUGCAAGUUCCUGUGUACUUGAUCAAACAGUCCUUGAAAUUCAUCAGAUAUAGAUUAAAAGGGGUCUACUUUAACGAAGGUUUCAUAUCAUCCCUUUAAUGACAUGGUGCUGAUAAUUAAAGCACAAAGGUUUCAUAUCAUCCCUUUAAUGACUUGGUGCUAAUAAUUAAAGCACAAAGAAUUUCUGAAAUUUUCCAUGGUAAAUGAUAGUUUAAAAAUUUUGGUAAAUCAUUCCGUAGUGGCCACAAUUGAUAUUUGCAUCUUUUAAUGCAGUGGCUCAUUGAUGGUAGAAAAAUUUGGCUAUUUGGGUACAUCAACUUCAUCAUAAAUAAACUUCGCUGACAAAAUGCUUAAUUUUGGACAUCUUUCUGUGCCUUGGCCAUGUGUGGUAAUUUUAUGGAUUGUAGUUCAUGAAGUUAAAUGAUAAGAGCCCAUUGUUAUGCAGAAAACAUUAAAAGAUAACAGAGUCCAUUGUUAUGCAGAAAACAUUAAAAGAUAACAGAGUUCAUUGUUAUGCAGAAAACAUAGAUUUUCUAUUUUUACUUCCAACAGAGCCCCUUGUACCAUUAUAUAUCAGUUUAACACCAAAACUUGUGGCAUGCCACAAGUAGUCACAUAUUUUUGCAAAACAGUGUACUGUUUCCCAUUAAGUUUUAUGACUAUAGAGAUUUUUUUUAACAUAAAACAAAAGAAAAACCUUUAGGACAUAACAUUCAUUUUGGAAGUCAGUCUUAUUGCUUACAUAAUAUCAUGAAGUUACUAUAUGCAUACUGAUAAAUGGGACUUUUUUUAGUUAGGAGAGACAGUGCUUUCAUAAUUUUGAAAACUCAAAAAGCACUUAACAUGUAUUUUACAAUGUAGAUGAAUUAUAUUUCUCUCUCUCUUGUACAUUUGAAAUUAAUACACCACAUCCAGUUCAAAGGUUUUCAUUUUGUAGUCGGUAGUCAUUAUAUGAAUUUCAGUACUUGUCAUUAGAAAGUAUAAUUAAAUUAACUUUUAUAAAGUUUCACUUGGUAGACAGGUAUUGGAAUUACGGGGGCACUAAGGGAGGUUGGUGUACAGUACAGCUGUAGUACAGUAGUCUUCAUUAUGGUCUUAACUACUUAACAAUAAUUAAGAUAUCUGCCCCUUAACUUCAACAUUGAAGAGCUGUUUGGGUUUUUCUCUUAAAAUUUUGGGGUAAAAAUUUACCUAUGAUUUUAAGGAUCACAACUUGACAGCUAUUAGUUAUGGAAUGUAUUCAUUAUUUCAGUUACUUCUUUUAACAAUGUUAAAAGUAUUUAUUUAAUUAAAAUAAAAGUUAAAGUUGCUAAUCAUAAGGCAACGUGAAAACUACAUUCCGUAUUGGUUCCAUGCUUUUGUUUUUACAAAUAUUGUUUCUUACUAAUACAUAAAGGAUUAUGCUGCUUUGUCUUCCAGUUAGUGCCUUAUAUGAGGUUUAAUCCAAUAAACAAGAAACUGGCUUCCAUUAGUGUACUUUUGAGUUUGACAUUCAUCAUGGUUGUGUAUUUAAUUGAGUUUGACAUUCAUCAUGGUUGUGUAUUUAAAUAUGUAUAAUAAAAUCAGAUUUGAGAAUUGAAAUAUAAGGAUAAAUAUU
Macrobrachium nipponense is the source of this 2770-nucleotide messenger RNA. It is a transcript of the gene Ak3, whose product is annotated as GTP:AMP phosphotransferase AK3, mitochondrial-like. Lineage: Eukaryota; Metazoa; Arthropoda; Malacostraca; Decapoda; Palaemonidae. The transcript has 4 exons. Gene Ontology annotation, molecular function: AMP kinase activity; ATP binding. Gene Ontology annotation, biological process: nucleobase-containing compound metabolic process. Gene Ontology annotation, cellular component: mitochondrion; cytoplasm. The record is from RefSeq and is a predicted model, not a curated record. The coding region runs from base 109 to 771 and encodes 220 amino acids.